UGUGAUGCCAGCCUGGCAGUGCCCAUGGGACUGAGCGCACUGCUAUGGCUCUGAGCAAAGGGCUGAGGAUUCACAUCAAGCAGGAUCCGCUCUGUUACAGCGUCCUGCUGGAGUCCCGCAAUAGGGAGGACUGCCUUCUCUUCGAGUCAGGGACUGUGGCCACUCUGACACCUGAUGAAAAGGAUGCAAUUAAAGGACAAUAUGAGAGGCACCAGGAAGCCCAUGGAUGCUUGGGGGAACUUCAGUUAAAAUCAGGGACCUCUUAUUUGCACUUUCUUGUUUUAGUAAGUGGAUGCACUUCUGUGGGAAAAAUUUUAGAUGCCGAAGUUUUCAAAAUCACAGCUACCGAGUUCUGCCCACUUCAAGAAGAGACCAAAGAGGAGGAACGAGUGACAGCUCUUAGGAAGUUUUUGAAUUCAGGGAUGUUUUAUUUCUCAUGGCCAAAUGCAGGAUCCAACUUUGACCUUACUGUUCGGGCUCAGAAACAAGCUGAUGACAGUAGCUCUGAGCCUUGCAGCUGGUUCUUCUGGAAUAGACUGCUGCAUGUGCCUUUGAAACACUAUCAGGUCAGCUGCUCUGACUGGUUGUUGAAGGUCAUCUGUGGUGGGGUAGAAAUCCGUACUGUCUAUGCCUCCCAUCGGAAAGCCAAAGUUUGCCUUAUCUCUCGUAUCAGCAGCGUCCGUGCUGGUGCCAGGUUCCAAAUCCGUGGAGUAGAUGAUGAUGGACAUGUUUCUAACUUUGUUGAAACGGAGCAGACAAUAUAUGUAGAUGAUAAUGAUGUAUCGUCCUUCAUUCAGAUCAGGGGAUCCGCCCCGUUAUUCUGGGAACAAACAGGGCUACAGGUUGGCUCCCAUCAUCUUAAGCUCACUAGAGGACUGGAGGCCAAUGCACCAGCGUUUGACAGACACAUGAUGCUUUUAAAAGAACAGUAUGGCAAGCAAGUGAUUGUAAAUCUUUUGAGGAGCAAAGGAGGAGAAGAGGUUCUAAGCCGUGCCUUUAAGAAGCUACUAUGGGCAUCUCAGCAUGCAGAAGAUGUGCCAAUGAUUGAUUUUGAUUACCACCAGAUUGUCAAAGGAGGAAAAAUAGAGAAGUUGGAAAACUUGCUAAAACCCCAGUUAAACCUAAACUUGGAAGAGUUUGGGGUGUUUACAAAAGGAGAGAAUCUACCUAAGCGGGUGCAGAAAGGAACCUUUCGAAUAAAUUGUCUAGACUGCUUACAUCGCACCAACGGUGUGCAAGCCUACAUUGCACUUGAGGUUCUGCGAACCCAGCUCGAGAGUCUUGGUUUAGAUGAUAUGAAAUCUGUCAUAGAGCGCUUUGAAGAGUCCUACAAAUCUAUGUGGUCGGUUAAUGGUCAUAACCUGAGCAUGAUAUUCACGGGAAGCAGAGCCCUGGAGGGCAAAGCUAAGGUUGGAAAACUUAAAGAUGGAGCCCGCACAGUGUCCAGGACCAUACAAACAAACUUCUUUGAUGGUGCAAAGCAAGAAGCCAUUGAUCUGCUGCUCAUGGGUGAUUUCUACAACGAUGAAUAUGCAGACAAAGGACGGAUGUUAAUGGACAGUGCUUCUCUUCUUGUGAAUCCCAGUGCGGUAAAAGCGAUGUCCGAAAGGCAAUUUGAGUUCACAAAUUACAAAAAGACUCGUGUGGCCAUGGGCACUUGGAAUGUAAAUGGAGGAAAGCAGUUCCGCAGCAAUAUCCUUAGCACAAGUGAGCUAACAGAUUGGCUACUUGAUGCUCCUAAGCUAUCUGGCCUUCCUGAUUUCCAAGACGAUGAAAACAACCCUCCGGACAUCUUUGCAGUAGGGUUUGAAGAAAUGGUUGAACUGAGUGCCGGAAACAUUGUUAGUGCCAGUACAACAAACAGAAAAAUGUGGGCUGAGCAAAUCCAGAAGGCUUUAUCCCGAUCACAUCGAUACAUAUUAUUGACCUUUGGACAGCUUGUCGGUGUUUGCCUCUUUAUAUUUGUAAGGCCGUACCACAUGCCAUUCAUCAGAGACUUGGCAAUGGACACUGUAAAGACUGGUAUGGGAGGAAAAACUGGCAACAAAGGCGCAGUAGGCAUACGUUUCCAGUUCUACAGUACAAGUUUUUGCUUUAUAUGUAGUCACUUUACUGCUGGGCAGACCCAGGUGAAAGAACGAAAUGAGGAUUACAAAGAAAUCACUCAGAAAUUAAGCUUCCCUAUGGGAAGAAAUGUUUUUUCGCAUGAUUGCAUAUUUUGGUGUGGAGAUUUUAACUAUCGGCUGGACCUUACAUACGAGGAAGUUUUCUAUUUUAUUAAACGUCAGGAUUGGAAGAAAUUACUCGAAUUUGAUCAGCUUCAGAUACAAAAAGCCAAUGGAAAGAUAUUCAAAGACUUCUAUGAAGGUACUAUACACUUUGGGCCAACUUACAAGUAUGACAUUGGAUCAGAGGCUUACGACACAAGUGAAAAGUGUAGAACACCGGCAUGGACAGACAGAGUGUUGUGGUGGAGAAAGAAAUUACCAUUUGAGAAAUCAGCCGGAGACAUUAAUCUUCUAGACAAUGAUUUGGAUUUCAGCACUAGGAUAAAGCACACAUGGACUCCCGGAGCAUUGAUGUAUUAUGGUAGAGCAGAGAUUCCAGCUUCUGAUCACAGACCUGUGCUAGCUAUUGUGGAAGUGGAAGUUCAGGAGGUCGAUGUAAAUUCCAGAGAGAGAGUAUUUCAGGAAAUAUCCUCAUCUCAGGGACCUCUGGAUGCCACUGUGGAAGUUCACAUUGACUCACCAACAGCUGAGGACAAAGCUGAGUUCCCUGAGGACAUUAGCACAGAGCUUGUACAAAGAUUUCAGAGUUAUGGUACUGUUAUACUUGUACGGGUAAUUGGAGGGCAAAUGAUGGUCACAUUUGCAGAUAGCAGGACAGCUUUGCGUGUUCUUGAUCUUAAUGGUUUAAAGGUGAAUGGCAAAACAGUGAAAAUAAGACCAAAGACAGAAGAUUGGCUGCAGGGUCUGCAGGAAGAAAUUGCUCGGAAUAGAGAUAGUGUAGUACUUCUGUCACCUAAUGCCAACUCCUGCCUUCUAGAAGAAAAUUUUGAUUUUUCCAGUCUGGACUAUGAAUCAGAAGGUGAUGUAUUGGAAGAUGACUCUGAUGAUGUUAUGUCUCAGUAUCUAAUGACUGAUAGGUCAGCAGCAAAUGAUGUCAUGUCUCUGGGGAAUGAACAACUGCCCGCAACAAACGCAUCAUCAUCAUCAACUAAAGCCUCUUAUAUGAGUCCUAAGAAGCCUCACUCAUUUAAAGAUGAUGGGGAUUUGAUGGCUCUGAAGAAAGAGCUUAAAAAUGUUGGGGAAGUACGUUCCCGUUCACCAAACAGAUCAUUGUCUGUGCCUAACCGGCCUCGUACACGCCCACCCCAAAGACCUCCACCUCCAAAGAGUAACAUUCCAGCAUCCAUUCCACAACCAUCGAAGCUUCUUCCUGGAGCUCCCCAGCAUCCCCCUCAAGACAAAACUGGGAUAAGCAAACCUUACAAUGUAAAACAAAUUAAAACUACUAAUGCACAAGAAGCAGAGGAAGCUAUUAAAUGGCUGAUGGAUUCCAAAAAAGAAAAACCAGAAGGGGAAAUAAAAACCAGUCUGCAUCGCAACCCAAGUUUCCCAAAAGGAGAACCUAAAUCUGUGUCCAUGAAAGCACCAGAGACGCACUCAACAGAAACAGAAGCUGUAUUGAUACCCCACAGGCCUCCCCCAAAAGUGCCAGGUCCUAAACCAGGUCCUUUGCAACGAACUGGACUCUUAUCAGAACCUUUACUUCAUCCAGAAAAGAAGACAGAGCAACCCCAGCCACCAAGUAAAAAUAACUUGCCACAAGUACCUCCAAAACUGGGGCAUCGUGCUGAAAUAUGCGAUGGUUUAAUACCCUUAAAACCUCCACCAAGAGUUCCUCCCAAACCAAAACAUGAACCAUCAGUGAUUUCACCUGAUCUGGAAAAAAUCUCUGAUAAUAAUCUGUUAUCUGCAUCUGUUAAGAAAAUUGAGGAAUCAGGGAUAAGUGAUUUUGCACAAUCGCAGCCAGCUGAAGAACUGGUGGUAUGUUCAGAGACCCAUCAUCCAAAACAAGCAACUACUGAUGUUGGCUCUACAGUUUCAGGUAAUGCACUUGAGGACAAGCUUAAAUCAGAUCUGAACGGUCAGUCCAUUCAAGCAGCUCUUUCAGCAUCCAGACCAGAGGCACUUAUAGGCACGAUUUGCUCUGCAGACGUAUCAACCAAUACCUUGAUUUCAAAAAAGGAGCACAAAGUAGAAACUGCAGACAUAAGUGAUACUCCUAGAAUGUAUCCUAUACCCAAACCAAGGACAAUACUGCCUCCUCAAACUGCAAAAACUCAAGAAACUAAACAAGGUGACAAGAUUCUUUCUCCCACCAAAAAUAAUUGCACAUCUGAAUGUAGUUCAUUUACCCCAGCAGUGCCUCCACGGAGAAAAAAGUCUGCUCCUGCAGCUUUCCACCUUCAGGUGUUACAAAGCAACAAAAGUUUGUUUCAGGAUGUCAUGUCUUCAAAUACCAAUAACAACAACAGUCGUAGUGAAGGAUGCCUAAUAGACAUGGAUUUUCCUGAGAUUGUAAGCACAAAAGAUGACAGUGAUCUCCCAACCGGCCACAAUAAACCACUACAGCCAGAAAGAAGCUGGUCUUCUAAGGAAUUGGAUCUUCUAGAUUUUGAUGAUAACAAAUUAGUUCAGUCCUCAAAUGAUGGUAUGACUUCUGAACAGUUUACUGACAAUUGGCUUAUGGGCCAAGAUGAGGAAAAAAGUGAAACUACUAUUUUCAAGAGCAAUUGCGAUUCUCCUUAGUGAAUACAAGUGUGUAUUUAAUGUAAUGCUGGCCAUACCCUAAGAGAGAUCUAUAAUAUAUGCGCCGUUA
Molecule: messenger RNA, 4884 nt
Organism: Nanorana parkeri
Lineage: Eukaryota; Metazoa; Chordata; Amphibia; Anura; Dicroglossidae
Gene: SYNJ2
Product: synaptojanin 2
Exons: 28
Coding region: 45-4814 (1589 amino acids)
Biological process (GO): phosphatidylinositol dephosphorylation; brain development; synaptic vesicle endocytosis
Cellular component (GO): perinuclear region of cytoplasm; presynapse
Molecular function (GO): phosphatidylinositol-4,5-bisphosphate 5-phosphatase activity; RNA binding
Source: RefSeq, a predicted model, not a curated record